AUGGAAAGUGGAGACAAUAGGAAUAUGCCCACUCAAACUGCUGGGAUUCAGAUGCCUUCUUCUGCUAGUCACGACCUUUUUAAUGCCCUGUAUAGAGUAUACUAUGGCACGAAAUCAGCUAAGGAGCUGUGGGAAACACUGGACCAAAAAUACAAGAUUGAAAAGGCUGGGUCCGGUAAGUUUGUUACAGGCCGACUCUUGGACUACAUGAUGGUGGAUGCGAAGCCAUUAAUGAAUCAGGUACAUGAGUUGCAAGUGCUAAUUCAAGAAAUGCUUAAUGAAGGGAUGAUUAUAAAUGAAGCUUUGCAAGUGGCUUGUAUGAUUGAAAAGCUACCUCCAAGUUGGAGUGACUUCAGGAAUUAUCUUAAGCAUAAAAGAAAGGAGAUGGAUAUAGAGGCUCUUAUCAGCAAGCUUCACAUUGAAGAUGACAACAGAAAGUCCGAUAAGAGAGCUUCGAAUGCCGUAUUGAAGGCUAAUAUUGUGGAGCAUGGUCAAAACUCCAAGAACAAGAAGAAGAUUGGGAAAGUUUCCAAGUUGGGGCCUAAAGGAGGAAUCUCCAAGAAGAGCCAAGUUAUGGCUAAUGGCACAGUGGUGGAGGCCCUGCGUGAGAGGGUGGCACACCUGGAGGAUUAUCUUGGUGCCACCCCAUCUUAUGCAUCGGUGAGUAUCUCGGUGGAGAUGGAACGAUUUGCUGCGAAUUUAGACUCCCUUUCUCAUAAUGUUGCUUCUUUCAUUACGGAGACGCAUGAGAAGCAAUCGGCCUUAAUGGAGGAUAUAGAGACUUUCACGGAUGCUAUGAAGUUUCAGUUGCAAGUUAUGGAAGAAGAAUUUGCUGUGCUUCGUAGAUCUGCACAUAGUACACCUUCUUCUUUGUCGGUUGAUACCCUUCCCUCGAAGAUUAAAGUUCCUUAUCCAAAGCCUUUUAAUGGGGCUAGAGAUGCAAAGGAAUUAGAGAACUUUCUGUGGGACAUGGAGCAAUAUUUCAAUGCUGGCCAUUGCCCAUACCAUGAGAAAGUGAUGGUGACUAGCAUGUAUUUGACAGGAGAUGAUAAACUUUGGUGGCAGACACAUUUGCAAGAUGAUGACAAUGCAAACAGACCAAAGAUACAGACGUGGGAGGUCUUGAAGAAGGAAUUGAAGGAUCAGUUCCUGCCUUAUAACACGGCUUGGGUUGCUAGAGAAUCCUUGAAGAAACUCAAACAUACGGGCAAUAUUCAAGACUAUGUGAAGGAAUUCCGUUUGUUGAUGUUGGACAUUAAGAACAUGUCGGAGGAAGACAAACUCUUUAAUUUCUUUUCUAGCCUACAAGGAAGGGCACAAGCGGGGCUGAAAAGGCAAGGGGUGAAAACCUUACCCGCUGCCUUUGCUGCCGCAAAUGGUUUGUUAGAUUUCAAAUACAUGGAUUCAUCAUCAUCUUCUAAUGACAAUAACAAAAAGAAGAAUGGUGAUGAUAAGAAAUCCAAGGAAGGCAAAAAUGGGAAUCGAUGGAGGAAGCAGAAGGAAGAUGAGUCGUCCAAGUCCAAGAAAACGGAUCAGUUUGGUGGAAAAUCGAAGCACAACACUAAGAAUAAUGUUGGCUGUUUCAUAUGCAAUGGACCCCAUAGAGCACAUGAUUGUCCGAAGAAGGAGAAGAUUAAUACUUUGGUCGCUAAGGAUGGAAAUGGCGAUGUUGGUGAAUCUGCUCCUUUAAGAGUUGUCCCUCUUCAAUUAAUGAACGUGGUGACCGUCGGGGAAUCUAAAUUGCAGCAUGGACUUUUCUAUGUUGCAGCAAAGAUUAAUGGGAAGGAAGUAAUGGCGUUGUUGGAUACGGGUGCUACACAUAAUUUCGUGGCACAGAGGAGAUUCAAAGAUCUAGGUUUGAGUAUUACCCAACACUCAAGUCGGAUCAAGGCCUUUAACUCGGCUGCACAACCUGUGUGUGUCAUGACAGUAGCAAAUUUGAAGAUUGGUGGUUGGGAUAGUGAGUGCAGUUUUAUGGUGGUUCCCCUAGAUGAUUUUGAUGUGAUAUUGGGCAUCGAUUUCUUCAUCAAUGCAGAGGUAACCCUGAUGUCUUAUAAGAAAAGAAUUGUUAUUUCUGGUGGUAUGUGUCCAUGCUUUGUGGAGUGCACUUUGGCUGGGAAAGUGCAUGGGAAAAAGCAACAGAAGACGAUUUCUACCUUGCAAUUCAAGAAUAGUUUGAAGAAAGAUGUGGAUACCUUUGUGGCAGCGUUAUUGGAGAUCAAACCUGACCAGACUAUGGAAGUGCCAAAUGCAGUUGCUGGCAUAUUAGAGGAGUUUACAGACGUGAUGCCUCCUCAAUUGCCUAAGACACUUCCCCCAUGCCAAGCGUUUAAUCAUAAGAUCGAUUUGGAACCUGGUACAAGACCCCAUGCUCGUGCUCCUUAUCGAAUGACCCUAUCAGAAUUGGUUGAGCUGCGAAAGCAAUUGGAUGAGUUGAUUGAUGCCGGUUGUAUUCAACAGUUCAAGGCUCCUUGUGCUCCUGUUUUAUUCCUAAAGAAACAGGAUGGUUCGUUGAGGUUGUGUGUAGAUUACAGAGCUUUGAACAAGAUAACUAUGAAGAACAAGUAUCCGGUGCGGAUUGCGGAAAGUGAUGAACAAAAGAUAGUGUGCGUGACAAGGUAUGGCUCGUAUGAAUUCCUUGUGAUGCCUUUUGGUCUCACCAACGCCCCUGCCACAUUCUGUAACUUAAUGAAUGACGUACUGUGUGAGUUCCUGGAUCGAGUUGUGGUGGUUUAUCUGGAUGAUAUUGUCAUAUACAAUGAGAGCCUUGAUGCUCACAUUAAGCAUUGA
Messenger RNA from Ziziphus jujuba (common jujube), 2790 nucleotides. RefSeq lists its product as uncharacterized. The coding region runs from base 1 to 2790 and encodes 929 amino acids. The record is from RefSeq and is a predicted model, not a curated record. The transcript has 4 exons. Gene Ontology annotation, biological process: proteolysis. Gene Ontology annotation, molecular function: aspartic-type endopeptidase activity. NCBI's taxonomy places the organism in Eukaryota, Viridiplantae, Streptophyta, Magnoliopsida, Rosales, Rhamnaceae.